AAUCCGUCUUGUUUGGUGUUCCGUCGCCGUCUAUUUGCAAUGUAGAAUAACAUGGCAACCAAUAUUAAGUUCACAAAGUUCGACAACAGGCCAUGGGGCUUUCGACUGGCGGGUGGUAGUGAUUUUCCGCAGCCGUUGACUGUCAUCCGAGUUACAGAGGGAAGCUUAUCAGAGUGUAUGGGAUUAAGAGUUGGAGACAUUGUUGUCAGAUUGAACGAUCAACCCAUAAGUGAUUUGUCGCAUGGUCAAGCUCACGAAGCACUCAAUUUGGCUGGAAACAAUUUUGUACUUGCGAUUCACAGGGUUGAAGAUACGGAAACACUUGUGGAUGCAAUUAAGAAGGACAAUAUCGAGCCAUACGCAAUAAAUUUGGAUGAUUUACCACCUCUUGAACCGGUGGAAGACAUUUUAUCAAAACUAUCUGCAGAACCGAUAGUAGAAGAAGCUGUCACGGAAGAACUUAUUGAGGAAAGCAUUGAAAAAAUUAUUGAAGUCAUUGAAGAAGUGCCACAGAAACCGAAAGAUGAAAAUAGUGAAGAGAUUCCGAAUCAGAAUUUGACUGACGAAGAAAUUGCCCAGCUUAUUAUAGUUGAGGAAGAGUUACUUUCAGAAAAGGGAGUUCUAGGAGUCAACUUUAAAAAACUGCGUCCAAGGGCUCCACUCUUCAAAGACUCGAAAGUAUUCCAGGAAUUGCAGAAAGAGGCCACAGCAGAACCUCCACUAGUUCAGGAACUCAAACGUAAUACAACCUUCCUUCAAAGGCCAGAACGACCCAUACCAAAACCAAAGUCUACUAAUGCUGAAGAAAACACACCAACUCAACCACAGGAAACGUAUAAAGUCGUGAUAAAGAAGCAGACGAAAAAGAGUAUUACUGAACGUCUUGUAGAAAAAGGUCUUUUGGAGCCAGGAUGUGUAAAGUGCUCCGAACAGGGAUCAGAGAACACUACACCAACUAAAACUCCAGAUCUUUGUGGAAGGUUAGAAAUAGAGGAAAUAGAUUCAAAAGCCGAAAUUGAAAUAUUGGAAACAACGGAAUUGGGAAAUAAGAACGAAACGGAAACUGCUGAAGUAGAAAAUGAAAAGGACGUUGUGGUGAAGAAGGAAGAAAAUUUUCAAGAAGUUAUUGAUAAAGACGAACAAAUUAGCGAGGAAUUCAAAGAAAAAUACGAAAAAGAGGAAAAUUUUGUAAAUGAACCAAGUUUAGACGAUAACUUUCAGUCUCCACCACAAUUGGAUGAACAAAAAUUAAAGGAACUCGUGUCAACUGAAAUAAGUCUUGAGAAGCAACUGGAAAGUGUUCAAAAGCAACUCUUGGCCUUAAAGCAACUACCAAGUGAAAUUGAAAAUCAUCUGAGGAUUGUAUCAGAACAAUUAUAUAAAAUAAUGGAACUGAGUGGUAUUCGUAAUGAAAAAGAAGGAAGCUGCUGCCGUUAUUUCAAGGAAGAAGAGGAUUUAUCUAAACGUGAAGAAGAAAGGCGAAAACAAAAAAUCGACGACCUUGAGUGCCAUUGUAUACGAGAGUUAGGACCUGGUGACGACAGUCCACAGCAAAGCCGUGCGUCAGAUGGGAGGAGGUCUAAAUUGAGUGAUACUGAGGCGAUUCCAGAAAUAGUCGAACCAGAUUAUGACGGUGAACCAGACUCUGGGGAAUUAGAGAUAUCUAUUAAAAGUACAGAAGAGGAUGAGAACACUGUGAAAAAGUACAUUGUAUCAUAUGAGUCAAAGGUCGAGAAAAUGACUCGCGACGCCGUCAAAUCUAGGGAUCCUAGCCCAAUUACUACACAACGUGCAGGCUCUCAUAUAGAAGACUAUGAACCUGAUCCAAAUAAGGAUCCUAAAGAGCAAUUGAUAGAUGAAUUAAAGCACAAACAAGGGAGAAAGCGUUCUCAAGAACUUUGGCCUCAGGCUAAACAAUUAGAGCUCACUUAUGGAAGAAGAUGGCGAUGUACGAAUGACUUCUUCAAUGACGAUAUGAUAGCAGAAGUCCUCUCGUCCCAAGCAGAAGUCCUCCGGGGUAAAACUUUGGGAGUCAAUUUUAAGAAAUUUGAGAAGACAGCUCUUCCAAAUUUUGAUCACCUGAUGAGCUCGAGUGUUUAUAAGAUGAUUCAUAAAAUGGAAGAAGAACCUAAAAAGGGAAUACCUGCAAGGCCAUCAAAAGUAACCGCUGCAGAAGAUGUUUUAGAAAGAGAUUCUCCAACGCAAAAUACGAUGGACGAUGUGAGUUUCAGGAGCGUCAGUCACUGACGAAGAAGACUGUUUCUUAAUUAAAGUAAAAUAACGGAUGAAUUAAUUUUUAUUUAAAAAUUAAAUAAAGAAUUAUGUACGUUACAAUUAGUCAGGAUUUAAGAAUAUUAUAAAAAAUGUAUUCAUUUUUUAAGAAGUACAUUUAAAUUGUUAAUUGUAAUUGUUAAUGAGCUUCAAAUUUAUUAACUUUAUCUGCGCCCUUCUUAAAAAUUUUUAUGAAAUUAUCACUCUAAUUUAUGUUAAAAUAGCACAAAUAAAAAGAUUGUAUUGC
Messenger RNA from Leptopilina heterotoma, 2518 nucleotides. RefSeq names its product titin-like. The transcript has 12 exons. Gene Ontology annotation, biological process: muscle structure development; actin cytoskeleton organization. Gene Ontology annotation, molecular function: muscle alpha-actinin binding; actin binding. Lineage: Eukaryota; Metazoa; Arthropoda; Insecta; Hymenoptera; Figitidae. The record is from RefSeq and is a predicted model, not a curated record. Gene Ontology annotation, cellular component: filamentous actin; Z disc; adherens junction. Bases 52 to 2247 code for a protein of 731 amino acids.